Triticum turgidum subsp. durum (durum wheat) is the source of this 291-nucleotide messenger RNA. The record is from the annotation of a GenBank genome assembly. NCBI's taxonomy places the organism in Eukaryota, Viridiplantae, Streptophyta, Magnoliopsida, Poales, Poaceae.
AUGUCCCUCCAGCACAUUCCUCAAAAUGUUGGCCUUGAGUCAAGCUCCAAGAAGAAGUUCAACAGAUCUGCAGCUGCUUUGGAUGCUCAUGUACAAGAACUAGAGUACAAGCUUGAGAAGGAGAGGCGAGUCGCUGAGUUGAUGCGAGAGGAGCUUGUUGAUGUCAAGAAGAAAUCAGAGGAGACCGAAGCUGCACGCGCCGCAGAGUACCAGUUGUUACUGCAAAGAGUUGAGGCCACCGAUGCUAGAUUUGCGCAUCUCAUGAAUCUGUUCGAAGGUAAAAUAGUUUAG